AUGCAUCCUGUUGUGUGCGUCAAGCUGCGGGUUCCUUUGCUGGCUUUUCUGCUGUUGGUGCACACUCCCAGCACCGUCCAACAUGGGGUGCCAGUGCAGAACGAUGCGGAAUGCAAGCGGCAUCAGAGGCAACAUCAGGAUCCGUACGCUCCUAUCUCUCGGGUUUUGUUGCUGCCUUCGGUGCUGUCAGCAUGCAGCGGAUCCCACCACAACAUUACACAGUGCUCUGGGUGCGGCACCAAAAAGUUAGCUGCCAUGCAGCUGGGGCAAGAGCCAACAGCCGAGCAGAGAAGAGCCUGCCAAAGCACUGUGGGCUCUUCUGCUGUGGUGGCUCAGUGCGAGUUCGGGGGCAAGUGUUGGAGUCUGGGGAAGAGCCACCUGCAGCAAAAGAGACUGCGGCGCUCAGACAGGCUUUGCUCUGCUCAGCUGUCGCGGCUCUUCUCCGGACUCUCGGCCCCGGACUCUCGGCCUGGCGCCCCGAGAGCCCGGUGCCCUGGUGCCGUGCACCCCUAGUGCCAACGGUUAAGACGGCCCUGCUCCUGUAUAGGAUAUAGCCAGUGCCAGAUUUAUGUAUAGGCUAGGCAGGCUGAAUCCUAGGGCCUCUAAAUCUAGGGGGCCUCACCAGCCUGCCCACUCCCCAGCAGGCAACCUCCCCUCUCCCAAAAUUGCAAACCCAAGACCCAAUAAAGGGGGUGGCACUUAUUGGAAAUCAGUUUUGUCACCUCCCCCCCAAACCGCGGGACAAUUAGCCUAGCCACCUUUUAUUCACAGUCGCAUAAGCACUACACUACAGUAUGGCCAUAAACAUGUACGUUCAACCGCUGAAAUACACACCCAAUAUGUAGCAAUGGAGAUUUAUGUUACUGCUUUACGAAUGAACACUGUGUUCUGUUAAUGGAUUCUGUAUUUUUGGAAUUACCUAAGAGCCACCAAUAGGGAGCUCUAGAAUCUGAAAGUUAGCUGGGAGCUCUAGAAUCUGACAGUUAGCUGCCAUGCAGCUGGGGCAAGAGCCAACAGCCGAGCAGAGCAAGCGGCAUUGGAGGCAACAUCUCCGGACAAGAUCCGUACGCUCCUAUUGGUCAGGUGAGAGUCAUAUGCCUUGUCAAUCCCAGCAGGUAUACAGCAGGAAGACCCAGGCCAAUGGCCUGCCCAAGCGGGAGCAGCAAGCGUCGGCAGGCAGUGGUGACAUGGGCAUGGACAGCAUGGCAGGGGGGCUUGCCCUGCCUCCCUUCUUCCCUGGGUCAGCUGGCCAGGCACCCUCACCAGUGCUCAGGCUGGCCCCCCUGGGGCCCUAUGUCGUCCCCCCCUCAGGAAUGCCCUGCCUCCUCUGGAUUGCCUUCCCCUGUUCUGCUUCUGGGCUGCUCUGUGCCACACAGGAGAAGGAGGGAUGUGGCUGGGGGGAGGCAGGAGACUGAGGAAGGAAGAGAGAUGGGAAGACAAAGGCGGGGGAGAAAAUAUAGAGGGGACUGUGCCCCACAAGAACAUUAAUGGAGACGGCCCACGGACCCCUGUCCCCUAGAGUGGAUGCUUAUGCCAGGAAAAUACAAUGUCCUUCUUCUUUCCCAGGGCCAUGGUUUGGGAGAGCAGCUUAAGGCUCCGGCCAAGCAGCAGCAGCAGCAUCCCAGCGGUGCCAGGGGGAAACCCAGAAUUUGCAGGUAUGCUGUGACCUUCUAUGGCAGGGGAAGUGCUUCCCAGUCAUCUUGCCAGCUGGAGGAGGAAGGCCUGAUUUAGAUAUUCCUAUAGUUUUACGGAAAGUGUUUCUUUGUGGUCCACCUGGGCAGGACAAGGGGCGGGAUUCUCUCCCGUGCCAAAACCACAUCCCAAUAUUGGGCCAGGGCAGUUUUAGGAUGGCAUGACCAGGGCGCUCACACUGGGCACCACGCUGCAGAGGGUGCCAAUACAAUGUGGAAGAACAAGAGGGAGGCAUGCCGAAUUUUAGGGUCGCACAGGGCACUGUUGACAUUUGACAACCCAAAGUUCACCCUUGGUUGGGCACAGUUCCAGAUUAAAACCUGUGGAGGUCCCUAGGUAAUAAAAAUCUUGUGGGGCCCUCACAGAUUAUCACCUGAUACGUCUUUGAUUUCACCAACCAACCAACAAUAUUAAUAAUCCAAUUUUAUUACACAAAACAAAGAGUAUUUAUUUUGAUCCGUUGUUGCCCAGUGCAGACUUCUGCUCUCCUCUCACUUCCUGUACCCUUUGUUUUCAGCGCCAGUGUGGACAUUUUGAUACAGCAUGUACAUCAUGUCUGGCUGAUGUAUAUGGGCAAGAUGCACAAACAGGAUCCAACAUGGCUGCCCCACAAGCACUGCGUGUCUCUGCCUUAUCGAUGGGCUCAAUAUGCUCCCAACCCACCAGGGUCCCCAAGGAAACAGCACAAAACAGUUUGUGAGACUGAGGCAUCUGAUCAAGAUCUGCUUUGAGCUUAAAAAAUAUAUUUGUAGAUAUUUUUAUCUCUCAUGCCAGGGAAGAUCAGCUGAAUACUCUGGCAGCUGUUCAAGGGGCCCCACUGCUAUAAAUAAAAGUAUUUCAAGGUUGUAAAAGGAAAUUAGAGCCAGAGAGCAAAAGGUCACACUGACCAGAAUACAAUCAAGCUGUAAAAACACAAUUAAGAACUGGUAAAUAGUGAAAUUUAUUGUUUAACAGAAGACUCGAGCCAUAAGGUUAAAGGUUAAAUGGAAGAGGUUGCUCUUAGAAACAGCUGCUGGAUAGGGAAAAAGGUUUCUUUAUAGAACUUAGGAACUUAGCUUUCACUAAGUUCCUUCUAAUUUGAAAAGGCCUUUCCUUCUAAAAAUCUAUCUAUGUUAUGUAUGAAAUAUAUUGGCUUAAAUGUAAUUAUGCAAAGGAUUUAGAAAGUAAGAAAUGUUAGAUUCUUAUGUUAGAUUCCUAUUAUGGUGGGUGAGAAUGUGAACUCAAGAUCUCUUUAAGAUAAAAAAAUUAGAAACCAUGCACCAUCUGCUUUAGCCAUCUGGUUUGCGGUGAAUAGGGCAACAGGGGCCAAAGGUUAUCUGGUAAUUGAGGUGCCUGGUCGAGGUAAAUGUAAGAUAUAUGGCUACUUGUCUGCCAUUUAUGGAUACAAGGAAAUAUAGCUUUUUGUCUCCCAUAAAAGGGAAUAGGAAAUGGGUGUAUCUUUUAUGAUUGGUUCUAGCAAACAACCAAUAGGAAUUUCAACCAGGCUGAUUGGACAGAGGCAGCCAAAGGAGGAGCAAGGGGGCUGGGCUGAGGAAAUAUAAGUGCUGGCCAUCAGGGCUGGAGUAGGCAGAGCUUUGGUAUCCAUAUACCACUGUGUCUCUCAUUUAUUUGUCUGACAAAUAAAUUAUUAUUUUAAUUUCUCUAUUGCUGCGUUGAAUAUUUCAUUCCAGCUAAGCGUUAACCACAAGCAGGGUGCUACAUUUUAUGGUGCCUCUGUGACUCGGAUAAGUGGUCUGCUGGAACGCAGCCCCUUCGCCCUAGCGGGCAGGGUACAAGAGGGAGGACCACUGACCGCUUACCCAGCGCGCACUGGAACAUUUUUCCAGGGGAACGCAGAAGUCUCGUCUGUCUGAUACCCUGCUCACUGGCGGCGACGGACCGGGGGUAACCAGAGAAAUAAACAGGGAACCAGCUAAGGGUAAGUGCACAAAGGGGUUGUGGCCCUCCAAUUAAUUGGGAGGAAGAGAAGUCUUGAUCAAACUUCUGCGUCUCAGUAAGGGGAACUGAGUACGCUAGGUGGUUGGGUACAUCAGAUGGUGGUCUGGUGGAGGGAAAAGGGAAAGAUUGGGAGGUAGAGUGUGGUGAAGUAUCCAGCGCAUUGUAUGUGUGAGAAAGUACAAUCUGUAGCUGACCUGAGUGUGGAGUGGGUAGUACUUCGGUUCCUAGUAAGGCGACUUCACUAGGCAAGGAUCCCCACGAAGCGUGUGUGUGAGUGACUGAGUGGAUACUUCACAGGGCCAUACAAUGGGAGUUGGAGGUUCAAAGGGGGAAAUACACCUCUUGAAUGUAUGUUAAAUAAUUUUAAGAAAGCCUUCUCAGGAGCAUAUGGAGUCAAAAUGACGCCAGAGCGCUUGAGAACGUUAUGUGAAUUAGACUGGCCAAAACAAAAUACUGGAUGGCCACCUCAGGGAAGUUUUGAUAUAAAUUUAGCAAGCAAACUUUGGUCUAACAUCACCAAAGAAACUGGAGGGUGCCCAGAACAAUUUUCAUAUAUAGAUUCUUGGCUGAGCACAUUAAAUAAUAAUCCUCCAUGGAUAAGGGAAUGCAAAGUCCAACAAUGCAAAUUAUUGGCAGUAAAAGCCGAAGCUAGAAAAGGAAUCUUGCCAAAUAAACUCAAACCCAUUUUUGAGGGACCAGAGGAAGAGGUGCUUCCACCUCCACCCUAUGCUCCACAUCGAGGGAGCCUAAUCCAAACACUCCACCAGUUGUAACCCCAAGGCAAGAAAGUGGAAGGAAUAAUGGGGCUGGAGUCACAGAGCUUGAUUCCUUGAUAGAUUAUGAUAAAUAUCUUCAGGAGGCAUUGGAGUCCUAUAAUAAAGCCCAAGCAGAAGUGGUUAUUCCACCUGUGAGUCCCAGUAGAACUCCAUCUACAGUCUCCUUUAGUGGAACAACUGAUUGCCCACCCCAAACCCCUGUACAUCCAAGUCCUAGAGAACUAUUACAGGAGUUACAGGGAGACUUUGAUCGGUCAGUAAGCAAUACAGCCAGGCGUAUAAAGCUGUUAAAAGAACGCCUUGGGACAAAUACUAUCCCCUAUGAUUUGAGGCCCCUAAAGCAAAGCGAAGAGAAAGGUCACGUAGUAGCCCCUCUCAGAAGAGUAUUUGAUGCACUUGAGGAGCCUGUGCUGGUUAACGGGCAACUCGGACCACGGCCACCUCGAACUUCGACCCUCCAGUACAUUCCAUUCACAACUACGGAUCUGAUGAAUUGGAAAACACACACCCCGUCUUUCGCAGAAAAACCUCAGGCUAUGAUGGACUUGGUGACUUCAAUAGUAAAUACUCAUAGUCCUACUUGGACAGAUUGCCGCCAGCUCCUGAAUACUCUGUUCACCACUGAGGAAAGAAGAGACAUAAUUGAAAAGGCACAGAUAUAUUUGCGUGAGCAGGCCAGAGUGGGAAAUAUUCUUAAUGUUGACCGUCAUCUCCAGGACAAUUUUCCCUUGGAGGAUCCUAAUUGGGAUCCAAACAAUGCAAUUCACCUGGCCAGGCUUACCACCUACCGCCAGACGCUUGUGCAAGGUAUCCGCAGGGCAUGCCAGAAGCCCACUAAUAUGACUAAAGUCUCAGAAGUAGAACAGAAACCGAAUGAGAGUCCGGGAGACUUUUUAGAGAGGCUGCAGGAAGCCUAUCGUAUAUGGACUCCUUUUGACCCUGAAGCCCCUGCAAACAGCAGAAUGAUUACUGCUACUUUUGUGGCUCAGUGCGCUUCUGACAUUCGUAAGAAAAUUCAGAAGUCAGAAGGAUGGGAAGGGAUGCUGAUGAGCCAAAUUAUGGCCAUUGCACGCCGAGUUUAUCGGAAUAGGGAUGAGGCUGAGAAACAAGAGAAGAAGAAGUGGCAGAAGGAAAAGAUGGUGAUGCUAGCCACAGCAGUGAAGCAAGACUACCGCCCUUUAAAUGGAGGGAGAGGGCGGGGAAGGAAUCCACCACUGGGAAGGAAUCAAUGUGCGAAUUGCAAGAAGGAGGGUCAUUGGAAGCGGGAGUGUCCUGAACCCCUGAGGUUGGAAGAAGUACGCCCAGGCCCAGGCCCAGGCUCCGGCCCAAGAAACCAGGGACGGGGACGGGGAAUGAUCCGAGAUGGAAGAUAUCAGAGACCUGGACAAGGACGGAGUAGAGACAAUUUCAUUGGACUGGCAGAGGAGGAUUUUACCCAAGACUAGGAACGACCGGACUCCAUAAAGUUAGGCUUCCAGGAGCCCACGGUCAAAAUUCAAUUAGGGAGCCAUUUAAUAGACUUUAUGAUAGAUACUGGCGCUGAAUACUCAGUACUCCCAGAACUUUUGCAGAAAAAGGCAUCCAAAAGUGUAGUCAUUAAAAGUGCCACUGGUCAGUCAGCUAAGAGGUCUUUCCUCCAACCUUUAGAAUGCCAGAUUGGGGGACAUCAUUUAACCCAUCAGUUUUUGUAUAUACCUGAGUGUCCAAUGCCUCUCUUAGGUAGAGAUAUGCUGUCCAAAUUGCAGGCCCAAAUCACCUUCACUCCUCGAGGUCCAGAAAUGAAACUGCCAUCAAAGGCAGCAGGAAUAAUUUCCCUCUCAGUACCUAAGGAACAAUCAUGGCGCCUAAUGUCAGCCCUGCAAGUCCAACCCACAUUGGAUACAGAAUUAAACAAGCUCCUCCGAACCCUACAAGUGCCACCAGGAGUAUGGGCCGAAAAUAGCCCACCAGGAAUGGCUAAGAAUAUAGCUCCAAUUGUAGUAACCCUAAAACCUAUGGCUACCCCUGUAUCUGUAAAGCAAUAUCCUUUACCCCGGCGAGCAGCAGAAGGCAUCCAGAAACAUUUGGACCGCCUAUUAAAAUAUGGUCUGCUUAAGCCCUGCCAAUCAGAAUGGAACACACCCCUUUUGCCUGUUCGGAAGCCUGGGACAGAUGAAUACAGGCCAGUACAGGACUUGAGGCUCGUAAACCAGGCUAUCGAGACCUUGCACCCAAAUGUACCAAACCCAUAUACCUUGCUGAGUUUGAUCCCACCAGAAGCAACAUUUUUACUGUAUUGGACUUGAAAGAUGCAUUCUUCUGUUGCCGGCUGGCACCACAGAGCCAACCUAUAUUUGCCUUCCAGUGGGAAGACCCUUUGACAGGAACAAAAGGCCAGCUAACCUGGACAAGAUUGCCCCAGGGAUUCAAAAAUUCCCCAACUUUAUUUGGCACUGCCUUGGCGAAGGAUCUAACAAGUUACCCCUCAAUACCUGGAAAAAAGGUGGUUCUGCAAUAUGUAGAUGACCUUAUACUAGCGGCAAAGGAUUUUGAUACCUGUAAAGAAGGGACAGAGGAACUGCUCCACUUGCUCUGGGAAGCUGGCUACCGAGUUUCCCAGAAAAAGGCACAGUUAUGUUUAGAAAAGGUCAAAUAUUUGGGCUUUGACAUCUCACACCAACAACGAGCAUUGAGACCAGAGAGGAAAGAAGCUAUUUGCCUUAUCAAGGAACCUACCACAAGGAAACAACUCAGAGGAUUCCUGGGAACAGCAGGGUUUUGUAGACUAUGGAUACCUGAUUUCAGCAGUCUGGCCAAGCCCUUACAUGAAAGCACUCGAGGUGCAGAAAAGGACCCAUUCGUAUGGGGACCUGAGCAGCAACAAGCCUUUUUAGUUAUCAAACAACGACUUAUGGAGGCCCCAGCCCUGGGACUGCCUAAUUCGGAAAAACCCUUUCAGCUGUAUGUACAUGAACAGAAUGGGAUUGCAGCAGCAGUCCUGACCCAGAGAUUAGGAAGUUGGAACCGUCCAGUAGCUUAUUUGUCAAAACAAUUGGACUCAGUAGCAAAAGGAUGGCCUCCAUGCCUAAGGGCAGUAGCGGCCACUGCAAGCCUUGUCAAAGAAGCUGAUAAAUUUACCUUUGGCCAGACGAUGUAUGUGAAUGUACCUCAUGCUGUUCUGACACUCAUGGAAUAUAAGGGUAGUUAUUGGCUAACGAAUCCAAGGAUGGCUAGAUACCAAGGCCUAUUGUGUGAAAAUCCCAGGAUUCAUCUACGAGUAGUGAAUAUGCUCAAUCCAGCAACUUUGCUGCCCCUACCAGAGGUAGAUGAUGAAGAAUCACAUGAUUGUCUCCAAAUAAUGGAUGAAGUGUAUUCCAGUAGACCCGAUCUGAAAGAUGAACCAUUGAAAAAUCCAGAUGUUGUAUAUUAUACUGAUGGUAGCAGUUACCUGCAUGAAGGUGCCAGACGAGCAGGAUAUGCUGUGGUCACCAAUGAGGAAGUUGUGGAAGCUGAAGCUUUGCCUGCUGGCACCUCAGCACAAAAGGCUGAACUUAUAGGUUUAACUAGAGCUCUGCAAUUGGCAGCCGGAUGUAAGGCAAACAUCUAUACUGAUUCUAAAUAUGCCUUCUUAACCCUGCAUGCACAUGGAGCUCUAUGGAAAGAAAGAGGUCUAAUCGGAGCCCAUGGGAAGGCCUUGAAAUAUGGACCUGAAGUAGAAAUCCUGUUGGAAGCAGUAUGGGCUCCAGAACAGAUUGCUGUAAUGCACUGCAAAGGUCAUGGACGUGGAAGGGAUCCAAUAACCAGAGGAAAUCAUGCUGCUGACAAAGCAGCCCGAGAGGCAGCCCAGAAGCCUGUGGGAGGAUUUAUAGCAGCCCUCAUACCAGAGGUAGUUCCAGAAGAAAUUAAACCUCACUAUACCCCAGAAGAGAGGAAGUGGGCUGAACAGGAAGGAGCGGUUGUGAAGGACGGUUGGAUGAUCCUGCCGGACAAUAGGAUUUAUGUACCUCAUCACCUAGCAGGCACAAUUGUAAGAAAUUAUCAUGAAUCUACUCACCUUGGCGGUACUGCAACCAGAGAGAGUCUCAGUCGGAAGUUGUAUAUUAUUAACCUAUCACAAUUAGCAACUUGCAUUUCACAGAAAUGUGUUCUUUGUGCUAAAAACAAUCCCAGGCAGGGACCGGUACAACCUCCUGGAAUCCAACAUGUGGGAUACGUCCCCAUGGAAAGCCUAAUUGUGGACUUCACAGAGCUGGUCCCUUCUAAGGGAUUCAAGUACCUCCUUGUGUUUGUAGAUACCCUUACCGGAUGGGUUGAAGCUUUUCCCACCAGGACUGAAAAGGCACGAGAGGUAACUAAGAGACUCCUCACUGAAUUGAUCCCGAGGUUUGGAUUACCUAGAUGCAUUGGAAGUGAUAAUGGGCCAGCGUUCAUUGAUCAAGUAGUACAAGAAGUAUGUCGAGUCCUACAAGUGAAAUGGAGACUGCAUGCAGCAUAUAGGCCUCAAAGUUCGGGGAAACUGAAAGAAUGAAUCGGACUCUGAAAACCCAAUUGGCAAAAUUAACCCAGGAAACAGGAUUGGGAUGGGUAGAUGUGUUACCCAUAACACUGUUUCGUGUUCGGUGUGCACCCACAAAAAGACUUAAGUUGUCACCUUUUGAGCUCCUGUAUGGGAGGCCACCCUCCUUUGUUCAGGAUAUUCCAGCUGACCUCAAACAAAUAGGAGACCAUGUGACACAGGGACAAGUGCAAUCUCUCUCCCGUGUUUUUGUUUCUCUUAACAGGUGGGCCCUCGAGCGCACGCCGUGCAGCAUUGCCGAGCCGAUUCAUCAGUUCCAGGCUGGCGAUAGCGUAUGGGUGAAAGAGUGGAAACGUGAUCCACUUGCACCUAAGUGGCGUGGGCCUUACACCGUCUUGCUCUCUACUCCAACAGCGGUGAAGGUAGCUGAGGUGACCCCUGGAUUCAUCACUCCCGUUUGAAGAAGUCCGAAGGCAGUUGGACGUGCAAAGGUGACCCCUCUAAUCCUUUUAAACUGACUCUCUCCAAAAACCCCUGUAUCUAGCCCUACGGGGAACGGGCUAGGUCACGGGCAACAUUAGACGACCGGCCUGCUGCAGCCACAACCUGGAAGCUGGCUGACCUGCGCACGCCUGAAGCUUGAGGAGCGUCUGAACCAGCGAUUGUGAACAGGAAGAUUCUCUUAUACAAUUGAUUGACUGCCCCCCCCCUGUGGAACAAUUAUCAGGGAUAUUACUCAUUGGGGAUCCUCGGGAUAUAUGUUUUGGUCUUGGUGGUUCCCCAUUUCUGUCAUUGGGUGAAUUAUAUUGGGCCUAAUAAUUUUUUGUUAUCACAAUAAGGUAAUCUUUUGUGGAAGAAAUGCAUAUACUAGACAUCAACAUGAUUUUAUUAUUAAUCCUGAUCCCUUGGGAAGGGGAAGGGUCCUUGAAUCUGACCAAAUUUGCUAAAUAUGGAUUCCGCCAUGACCACAAUAUGUGGGUAGGCUUAGCUGAGAUGGUAGCCAAUGUUACAAAUAGGACCAAUUGCCUUGUUUGCUCUCUUGGACCAGAUGAUUCAGAGGGAGGUAUGCCCUUAUUACCGAUACCAUUAAAUGCCAUUGGUAUGGUAAGCGAAAUGCCACACCAAACAGAAGUACAGAAUUUCCCGGAUGGAACUCAACUAAACCAAUACGAGUUAUACCUGUGCAAGGGAAUUCUGUGUACAUAAAUUAUCAGCUGCAGCUGAUUCUAUCAUGAUAGGCUCUUCUCAUUGCCACUAUACUUGGGAUUAUAUUAAGAAUAGUCAAACCUGGGCAAACGGUACUACCUAUCGAACUCGGAAUACCUUGCCCUGUGCACCUCCUUUUAUUCAUGCAUGGAAACUGGUGUGGAACAUAACUGUGACAGAAAAAGGCAAUCUAACAUACUGCACUGUGAACUCUAUGCCCCUUUUGAUAUUUCGCCUUAUGCACUCCACGUACCAAAAACCUCAGACCCGAUGGUUGUGGUGGAUAUGUGGAGAAUGGGCAUACAAGCAACUCCCUCCCAAAUGGAGUGGGACUUGUUUCCUGGGAUGGGUAUUACCACCAAUGUGGAUUAUGCCCACUAGUUCGGCAAAGCGUACACGAAGAAAUGCUGAUAUUUCUCAUAUAGCAGGAGGAAGUACCCAAAGUUGGAGUGAUACUGAUGAUUGGCCACCAGAGCGCAUUAUAGCCUAUUAUGAGCCUGCCUCCUGGAAUCCUGAUGAGCUCAUACAAGGGGCACGGGAUCCUAUUUAUAAUCUAAACAGAAUAAUUCGAUUGCAAGCAGUAGUGGAACUUGUAACCAAUGCAACGGCCCAGAGUUUGAGACUUAUUGCACAACAGUUGGAUGAAAGUAGAGCCGCCAUUUUGCAGCUGAAAAUGGGAAUGGAUUAUGUACUUGCCAGGCAGGGAGGCCUAUGUGGAGUCUUAAACUUGACAGGGAAUGCCUGUUGCUUUAACAUUUCUGAUAAUGGUGAGGCAAUCCGUGUGUUGGCCACAAAGAUGGAGAGUAUAGCACAUGUCCCAGUACAAAUAUGGGAAGGAUGGGAUAUGGGAUGGCUCACCAAUUGGUUACCUAAUGUUGCGGGACUCAAAGGGAUACUAUUGUCUUGCUUGUUUUUCUUGACGGUAGUAGUAAUGGUUUUAUGUACGGUGCCAUGUAUCAUUUCAUGUUUUAGAAGUACAAUUAGCAAGAUGAUUUCAAAUGAAACUUUACCUCAUAUUAUGGCCCUAUACAGAGCUUUACCUCAGGAAUAUGAUGAAGGUCAAGCUAUCAAGGACACUUGGGAUGAAGGUCCUUGAGCUUGAAAGGGGGGAAUGAGGCAUCUGAUCAAGAUCUGCUUUGAGCUUAAAAAAAUAUAUUUGUAGAUAUUUUUAUCUCUCAUGCAAGGGAGAAGAGCAGCUGAAUACUCUGGCAGCUGUUCAAGGGGCCCCACUGCUAUAAAUAAAAGUAUUUCAAGGUUGUAAAAGGAAAUUAGAGCCAGAGAGCAAAAGGUCACACUGACCAGAAUACAAUCAAGCUGUAAAAACACAAUUAAGAACUGGUAAAUAGUGAAAUUUAUUGUUUAACAGAAGACUCGAGCCAUAAGGUUAAAGGUUAAAUGGAAGAGGUUGCUCUUAGAAACAGCUGCUGGAUAGGGAAAAAGGUUUCUUUAUAGAACUUAGGAACUUAGCUUUCACUAAGUUCCUUCUAAUUUGAAAAGGCCUUUCCUUCUAAAAAUCUAUCUAUGUUAUGUAUGAAAUAUAUUGGCUUAAAUGUAAUUAUGCAAAGGAUUUAGAAAGUAAGAAAUGUUAGAUUCUUAUGUUAGAUUCCUAUUAUGGUGGGUGAGAAUGUGAACUCAAGAUCUCUUUAAGAUAAAAAAAUUAGAAACCAUGCACCAUCUGCUUUAGCCAUCUGGUUUGCGGUGAAUAGGGCAACAGGGGCCAAAGGUUAUCUGGUAAUUGAGGUGCCUGGUCGAGGUAAAUGUAAGAUAUAUGGCUACUUGUCUGCCAUUUAUGGAUACAAGGAAAUAUAGCUUUUUGUCUCCCAUAAAGGGAAUAGGAAAUGGGUGUAUCUUUUAUGAUUGGUUCUAGCAAACAACCAAUAGGAAUUUCAACCAGGCUGAUUGGACAGAGGCAGCCAAAGGAGGAGCAAGGGGGCUGGGCUGAGGAAAUAUAAGUGCUGGCCAUCAGGGCUGGAGUAGGCAGAGCUUUGGUAUCCAUAUACCACUGUGUCUCUCAUUUAUUUGUCUGACAAAUAAAUUAUUAUUUUAAUUUCUCUAUUGCUGCGUUGAAUAUUUCAUUCCAGCUAAGCGUUAACCACAAGCAGGGUGCUACAAGACUGCACGAACACCCCGCUUGUUAAAUUUCCUCAGUCCUUCCCCUUUCCUGCAGGUCUUCAGAGCUCUGAAAUAGUAGGGGACAUGGUGGCUUAACAAUCAGCCCCUCUCCCCAUGGAGCUCUGGGAAUUAUAGCUGUGUGAAGGGAAUAGGGGCUUUCCUAACAACUAACUACAGCUCCCAGGAUGCUCUGAGGGCAGCCACGAUUGUUUAAAGUGGGAUGAUACUGCUUUAAAUGUGUACCAGAUGUCAAAGAGAACAACUACCAGACUUAUAAGAAGACAUCUGAAGGCAGCCCUGUUUUGGGAAGCUUUUAAUGUUUGAUGCAUUACUGCAUUUUGAUAUUUUGUUGGAAGCUGCCCAGAGUGGCUGGGGAAGGCCAGCCAGAUGGGCGGGGUAUAAAUAAUAAAUUAUUAUUAUUAUUAUUAUUAUUAUUAUUAUUAUUAUUAUUACUGCAGAUGGGUGGGGUCUUACUAGGCUGGCUCUGUCAGCUGUGAUAGAAAGAGCAGCACUAUAUGAAAAAACAGAAGUGGGGGACUGUAUACUUGAGAGAAAGGAUAUAUACUUGUUUUACUUGUAGGCAGCCUCAGGUUUUUCUCAUGGGACCUGCAUGCUUUCAGUUGGGGGGGGGGGUUGGUCUGAUCUUUGUUAACGCUGUGUAGAGCCAAAGGAAAACGACAUACACCGAAAGCUGUAAUGCCUGGUACAAGUGCGUCCAGGUUUAAAUAGUUCAGCUAAGAAUCUAAGCACUUGAAGUGUGAUGGGUUUUUUCAUCAUCAGGUUGAGAAACUCUUGAGUGUGAUUCAUUGCCCGUGAGCUUGUCUUCUGCAGUGCAGCUGGCUCACCUGACGUUUUCCCAUUUCAUUUUUCAAAACCGGGAUUUGCACUUUCUGAAGACUGUGCUACCAACACAAUUAAUCAUAAUGGCUGUGAAACAGAAAUAGCAAAUGGUAGCUGUGCAAUAUCUCAGGUGUUUAUAGUUCUAAACCUAAUUGAGUUUUUUGAAACAAGCAAGCAAACAAACAAAUGUAAACCCUGAAGGUGAGGCUGAAAAGAAUAUCGAAAAGCAACCUUUGAAAGACCUGUGUGAAAAUGUGAUGAAUUUGCAAAUAAAUGGACUACUGCUGUGAGAUUGGUGCUUCCAGAAGACCUGCUUACUGAGCAUUCAUCUUGAUUUGUUUGUAGGGAGAUUAGACGGCAUUGGCUUUUAAGGAACAUUAAUUUGGAUUUGUUUGCAGGGAGGAUGAAUGACAUUGGGUAUGGCGCAAGUGAAAUUGGUGGCACGAGAUCGAAUCCAACCCCAAAAUACUGAUGGCCUAGAAGCAGCCCUAAGCCAUGGUCCCAUCAGUGCGAGGAUUUCCACUUCCCCCUUCCUCUGCACCCCCCAAAUCUAUUCUAGGGGGUCCCCCAACUCUUCAGAGCAAAUCUGAGGAGGCACACAAGGAGGAAGGAGGAAGGGGAAAGUCCAACUGCAGAAAUGGAAAUCCUCGUGCCAGCAGGAUGUGUUAGUUAGAUAGCACUCACUGCUUUUCGGUAGCAUCUUGUUUCUAAUUAAAAUGGUGGCCCAAAUCCCUUGAACUUCAAAUGACCUCGGAUUGCAGCCAAGUUCCUUCUCUGUCCCAAUAAUUUUUUUGCAGCAAUGCAACUUCAUCAUAUUUGUGCAUGAGGAUCAAUAGACAUCACCCCUACACACUGAUAGCUCUGCUCUCUGUCACUUGGAAACGAAACGUAUCAGCUCCAAACCACAUGGUCAUCAUUCCGGCAUGUUCUGAUAUGAUACUGAGAGAGGCUUGUCCUUCUUUUCUGUCAGCCUUCUCACCGACACUCUCUUAA
Podarcis lilfordi (Lilford's wall lizard) is the source of this 14052-nucleotide messenger RNA. NCBI's taxonomy places the organism in Eukaryota, Metazoa, Chordata, Lepidosauria, Squamata, Lacertidae. The record is from the annotation of a GenBank genome assembly.